Molecule: messenger RNA, 2198 nt
Organism: Aquila chrysaetos chrysaetos
Lineage: Eukaryota; Metazoa; Chordata; Aves; Accipitriformes; Accipitridae
Product: C-factor-like
Exons: 9
Coding region: 1044-1982 (312 amino acids)
Source: RefSeq, a predicted model, not a curated record
UCUAAUAUUCAGUACAAAGACACCAAGGGCAUCCCCAUGCCGGGGUCCCCGCCUGCCCCGCGGGGAGGAGGGUCGGCUCCCGGAGCGAUGCUUUGGGAGGGAGGGGGAGGGCUAAAGGGGACCCCCAUCUCUUCCCAAGGCUGGGAUGCAGGGGAGAAGGCUUACAGCAUUUCUGGGGUGGUGUCUUCAGCACAGCAAUGCUAUUUUUUCCCCUAGAUAGGGGCUGGGAUGGGGACAGAAGGGGGGACACAACCCUAAAUCCCAGCAUUGACCCAAUUUAUCUGGGAGGUACCAAAUCCUUCACAGCUGUUUUUAUUGCCUGCCCAGAAAUGCACCUGAUUUGGCUCUUUCUGUGACGAUCAGAUGCAAUAAAUUGGAAGAACAUCCUGGGCACCCAAGUCAUCCAUGGCUCUGGGCAGAGAGACCACUUAACUUCAGACUGCACCCCAAGGGAUGGAGUUCAUGACCAACAGAGAUGUGAUGUGCAAGCUGUGUAGGGUCCAAUUCAUUCUGCCAGUAGACCAUGCUGGGCUUGCUCCAGUCCACAGGUCUCUCACAGGACAAUCAGUGAAUGGGCAGUGGCUUGGAAGAGGCAAGAGCAAGGCGGAGAACAUCUGCUCAUGGACAUCUGAGGCACAAUCUGGUACGAUGUGGAAAGCCCAUCUAGCCCACAGGACGCUUGUGAAGCUGUAAAGCCCACCUAAGCCAUGGGGCAUCCUGCAUCCCUCCCACAUGCUGUUCCCUCCUCACCCACAACAGCCUCUCCUGGCCAGGCUGGCUGGUACCUCCUGGAUUAUGGGGCCAGAUUUCCUAAGGUUAGCGGAGUUUGCCUGAAAAAGCCAACUGACUUUUGCCCUUUGGUAACAAGGGCUGGCUCCCAGCCAGGACCUAUGUCGUAGACUUUGAAGAGAUGGAGAGGUUGUACCUGGAGCCAAGCCUUUGUGCGAGCCCUGAGUGGGUGGGGUGGCUGUGGAACAUGCUAUAAAGAAGCAUUAAGGAGCUGAGCAAACAAUGCAAGCUGAAGCAGAGGAAGGAGAAGCAAUAUGGGAGAGCUUCAUGUCCGCUCCCUUCUGGUGACUGGGGCCAACCGGGGAAUUGGCCUGGAGCUUGUGCGGCAGUUCCUGGGGAUGCCAAGCCCACCCGCAUGGGUCUUUGCAGCUUGUCGGGACCCCAAGGGACAGCGAGUGCAGGAGUUACAGAAUUUGGCCUCCAAGCACCCCAACCUGGUCAUCAUCCCACUCGAAGUCACUGACCCCGCCAGCAUCAAGGCAGCUGCAGCCAGAGUUGGGGAGCACCUGGGGGGCUCAGGGCUGAACCUCCUCAUCAACAACGCUGGAAUUGCAAAGGCGAGCUCACUUGAUAACGAGACGCUGGAGAACAUGACCCAGAUUUACACCACCAACACAGUUGGGCCCCUGUUGCUGGGCCAGGCGUUCCUGCCCUUGCUGAAGAAGGCUGCCCAGGGGAGCCCGGGCUCAGCACUGAACUGCAGCAAGGCAGCCAUCAUCAACAUGUCCAGCUCUGCAGGCUCCAUUGAGGAAGUCUUUUUAUGGAAUUAUGGACAAGUUGUCUCAUACCGCUGCAGCAAGGCUGCUCUGAACAUGCUGACCAAGUGCCAGUCCCUGGGGUACCGGGAGCAUGGCAUCCUCUGCGCUGCUCUCCACCCUGGCUGGGUGCAAACCAACAUGGGGGGCUCAGGAUCACAAAAGGAGCCGGAACACCGCUGUGUGCACAGCCCCCACGCCAGCAACGGUGGCACAGCCUCUCCAGCUGGGACCAAUGAGCUGAACAGUUCAUCUGGAGUGCACAAGGAUGGUGCUGGAGACCCUUUGGUGAAGCCAAAGAAGGAGGUGGAGAUCGUGGAGGAGACGUUUCCUUCUCACCCUCCUGCUACAGGAGUUAACCCAGACGGACGAGGGGACAAAGAUGGAAAACCUGUGGCCGGAUGCAUUUCCAACACUCAAGAAUCUCACCUCCAGUGAGAUCCUUAUGAUUUGGGACAGCGUGUCGGAAUGCAUUAGACAGCACUUGGCACAGGAUAGGGUGGGUCUUGCAUCCUCUUCCUCCCCUUGUGAAACCCUGAGGGCUUGCCUUGUCCGGACAAUGCUGUGCCACCAAGUGCCAUCACUUCCCCACUCUGAAAGCAGAAGCAGUCGCCUGGUAGGACACUGCUGUCAACAAACAUGGCACAGACCAGC